UUUGCGGUUGCCGGAUCGGAUCGAUCGGAGCGGGCGGGAAAAGUCCAGCGACAGUUUCGCCAUUGGCCGUAACUGCAAUUAUCAUACAUUUCCUGGGAUACAAACCGCAGAAUCGCAAUCGAGUGGAGAGUUCGGUGCUUUACAGCUUUGAAGAGUUAGUGUAUGUGCACGGAGGUCAUAAGGCAUUAGUGUUGUCAGCCUUGUGCUGCUACUGCAGGUCAGUGGUUGUGUCCGCGCGAGGAAAUCACCGGUGGGUUCCAGGAGUCCUCGGUGUAGUGUACUGCUGCGCAGCGACAGCUGCAAGCUUAAGUUGACCCGUGUUCUUCGUUCGCAGUUUUCAUUCAAUGAGGUGGUCAUUGCAUUGUGGACGGAUAGCUUGACAGUAUUGGCAGCUAGGCUGAGGAGUGUGGUACAGGCGUGUACCUCGGGGGGUUGUUCCAGCUGCAUUUAUUGUCAGUUCCAAAGACGUGCUAGAAGUGGUUUAGUUACUCUCGUCAUCACGACCGGGACAAGGUACCAAACGGUCGAAUGUUUCACGUCUUUCAAUGAGCGAGGGAGUGCACGCUGAUGGUGCCAGAUUGAGGUCGUAGAGAGCGCGUAAGGUGUGUACGUUGUGCAGUUCCGCUACAUCUUGCAGGUUGUAGAGCGUAGUUCUUUCCGAAGAGAGUAAGAGUUAGGUUAUCCUAGCAGUCGAACCUAAUGCUGUUCCGCCUAGAUAUGUAGCUGGAGUUCUCGGAGGGGUUUGUGUCUAAAUUUCGGGGUUAGAUAUGGCGUCCUUCACUGGCGACACUGGGGUACUGCAUAUUCCGGCUAGUUCCCCAUAUCGUCGCGACUAUCAGCUUCGGAGCUGUUCGAAGACGGAUACAGAAUGUGAUACGAGUAUGCCUCAAUCACCAUGGCUUCCACGUACGGAGACUUUCAGUGAUGAAGAAAAUCUAUUUAGACUUUUUGAGUAUACUCCUGUGGGUAUCAACCGAUCCAAUUUCAGAAGCGGUCCCCUUCCUGUCGCUACGCACGGGAUGAGAAGAUCUUACAACAGCGGCCCUCUUCCUUACUGUCAUAGUCCUCUUCCAUCAUACUUCGGUGGUCCUCCUUCUAAUUUUAACACGAUUGAACGUCAAUUGAGUGACAUUUCCUCGGCCGGAAAACCUGAAGUUGGUUCUAGAUUUAGAGAAGAUGAAGAAGAUGCAGAGAUGUCUGCAGGAGAGGGCGAGGACGACGAGGUUGAUGGAGUAAGAAAUGUGCUGGACUCAUCUCACCUUAGCAAGACAGUGGAGAAUUGCUCGCCGUCGACAUUGAGCUUGGGUGCUAUGUUGGGAAUGCCGAGACCGAAUGAUAAGUCUCGUAAUCCCGUUAGUGAGAAGAUGGGCGUUAACUACGAGAAAACUGGAGUUUGUGGAGGAAGCAAGAGUGGAUCGCUUGCUGAACCGAACAAUUGCCCUAAUAGAAUCAAUCAGAGGACGGGGACCAGAAAGCAUGGUGCAGAUGUGGAAGUUGGUGCAGUAGCAGGUGCUCUCAAGCAUCAAUCAUCAGGCUCUACAAUCAGAGAGACUGCAAACAAUUCUAAGAACGAGAGCUCCAACUCCGGGUUUUCUAUGGUGGCAAUUCCAUUCAAGUGGGAGGAUGCUCCUUUCUCAACAAGAAGAAAUGUGGCGAAGAAGUCUCACUUGCGCAUAUCAUCAUCAAGCCCAGCACUGUCAGGACUGAGCGUAUCAAAGGCGGAAGAUUUUCAGGUUAAUGACAGCCACAAUCUGAACGGUAGGUCGGAACAUCUUACUGAAAAUGAAGCAAGUGGACGAGGGGACAAAUUAGCGGUGGUUCCUAGUAGAAAUCCUGUAGCUACUGCAGCCGCGAAAUGCUUAGAAGCAGCAUCAUCCCCGUCAGAGGUGGAUGGGUCGGAGGAAGUCGUGUGCUCGGCCGUCCCGUUCAAAUGGGAAGAGGCGCCUGGGAAACCAAAGUUGGAUGAGAGACCUAGUCCUGAGGCGGCUCCUGCUCUGCAACUGCCACCAAGACUUGCCAGGCUCAACAUUAUGAGAGGAAAUGCACCAACUAGCAGGAGCCACAGUAUGUCGGUUGUGUUAGCUAACCGAAGUUGGACCGCAGGCCGUACUUCAAGUGCACCGGCACCUGCUUCGUCUCCUAGCAUAAAAAUCCUCCGUCUUUUGCCGAAAGAAACACAGUUGCCACUGCAGUCGUCGCCGGGUGAAGUUGAGUCCAGCCACACACGUCCUGCCGCUUUUCGGUCUUGUCCGUUGGAUAAAACUGGAAGACCGCAUAAUCUCCCCCCUAUGAAGAAAGCAUCAGGCUCGCUAUCGGAACAUAUUUCGCAAUUCGGGUCAGCACAACACUUGAGCGGCGAGUUCUCCUGCGACUCAUCCAAUGUGUGCAACACUGUUCGCUCUCCCACGAGUACACUCUGCGGACCUAGUUGUGAUGGCAAUUCAAAUCCCUCGCCCCGCUCGGACAAAAGCAGUCGUAAGUCUCCUGUGAGUGGGAGCUUCUCCUCCAACUCGCACUCUGUCGAGUCGUUUGAGGCCUGGUCUUGUGGUGAUCAUUCCAGUCCUACAUCCAGGCAUAUUACCAUUCGGGAGACAGAAGUGCAAGGUACUCCGCGCUAUGCUUCUGUUGGAGGGCAUGAUGAAGGUGAAACUGGCCAUGGCGGGGCAUUAGUCAGGGUGCGUAGUAGGUUGAAUCUGAGCUCGUCGAGUUCAAAACCUCCACUUAGCCCAACCUGCGGGAGAAAUGUAUAUAUUCCUCGUUCUGUAGACAGCAGUGAUUAUUCUUCUCACGGAGAGGAAUUUUACGACUGUCAUGACAUUAAUGAGUUCCCGCGGUCGCCUUCUAAACCUGAGGAAGAGGUUGAUCCCCCGACACGAUUACCAUACAAAAUGCCUUCUCCUCCUCGGGAAGUCUCAGUAGAGCCCGAACUUGCCUCACCAACGAGUGCUUUUCCAGAAUUCUCGAAUUGUCUCGCAUUUCCCAGACUUCUUUCCAAGACUUCUGAAUCUGUGUCGAAGGCGAAGUCAUGCAUUUGGGUGGCAAAUCCCUCCUCGGGCUUGGAUGCGCCAUCAAAUUCCAUGGAAGACGGAGUCAGGUCUCCAGCAUAUAAGGCCACUUUAGAGCUAUUGUCGCCCUUACCCAACCUGUCGAAAAAAAGCGGUUUUCGAAGUUCAAAGCUUGGGAGUUCGAGCUUGCGGCAACGUCAACCGCAUCUUGUUGAGGCAUUCUACAGCUCACUGAAGCAAACAAUUCAGAGGUAUAGAAAGCGCGGCGUCGCAAAGACACAGUCUAUUGUUCGCAACGACGAAUUCGCAAGGAGACACCAAUCAUUCAUGUGGUGAAAUCUUACCAGAUUAAUUCUGAAGAGGAGUAUGUAUGCGUUCUUCAAUCUUUCUCUUCGAUUGAAAACACAAAUGUUUGCCUGGAUCAAUUCAACUUCACCAGCACAUACUUUUCGAGCGCCCUGAAUUGGAUUGUCUAUGUGUUCGCCUUCGAAGGUGAACACCAUCUUUGACAGAUUCGGAGUUAAGCAUGCAAUCCUGAAAUUCCUCGAGCAAUGCCCUGCUCUCGAAGCUGAUAACCUGGUUUUGAUGCUGUUUGCCAAUUCCUCCCCGCUUCAAUUAUCCGGUGUACACCGACGGUACUCUUGAUUGUUGCGAGAUUCUUAUGAAAUGUUUCGUCACCGCGGCAUACUUAGCUGAGAACAUCGAGUGCUGUAAUAUAGACCACAUAGUAAAUAAUUAGAGAAAUUUCAUGUAGUGCCGUCCUCUGACUCGGGGGACAGAGCACUUUUUUGAUCCAGCAAGAUAGGGAUGCACCAUGGGACCUGCGUUUUCAUUACGAUGGUCCACAUUGAGUGCGUAGCUUCCGUGAGAGUUAGCAGUCAACAGUACACCAAAGUCACUGCGAGUGGUAAUCUACCUCGAGCCGAAUGUACGCUUGAGUUGAGAUGAAUACCAUCACCGAAAUCAUAUCUUAACUGCAA
Molecule: messenger RNA, 3985 nt
Organism: Physcomitrium patens
Lineage: Eukaryota; Viridiplantae; Streptophyta; Bryopsida; Funariales; Funariaceae
Source: RefSeq, a predicted model, not a curated record